ACAAAACUGAACACCAUCCAGCUCCUCCACUCAUUGCCAAUCGACCGAGCUCGGCAUUCAAAUGGCAUCUUCGCCAAUCCAAAGCCCGACCUCCCCUCCAGGCGGCUUCGACGAACGAGACUACCUCCUCCAAAACUUCACCUCAAUAGAACCCUGCGCCGACGGUGCCUCAUCCGCCGUAUCCAGAGCCAUCUCAAUCCUCCACUCCAUCCCCGUCGCGCUGAAGUUUACGUCACCCCACCCGCGGCCUCCGCACGAUUCGCUCCGUGAAGCUGAUAUAUUGGAGGAGUUGGCGGAGGAGAGGAAUGUUGUUGAACUACUCGACAAUUUCUACACGCACGCGAAUGGACCCGAGGAAUUCGUUAUCGCGUUCCCAUUCUAUCCCUACGAACUCGGUCACGCCGUCGCGUCCGGCUUGAUCUCACACUCCAGCCUACUCCUCCGCCGACAUCUCCGAGACAUCAAUUCCGCGAUCGCAUUCAUCCACUCCAAAUCCAUCAUCCACCGCGACAUCAAACCUUCCAACAUCCUCCUCUCCUCCCCGCACCCCUCAGGCGUCCCGCGACUCAUCGACUUUGGAUGUUCUUUCUCCCCCGAGUUCCCGGGGCCGAGCGAAUCACCCUCCAACCUAAUCACAGACGUCUGCACAGCCUACUACCGUCCCCCCGAACUCAUCUUCGGGCACAACUCCUAUGGUACAGAAUUGGAUCUCUGGUCCUGGGGCUGCACGAUCGCGACCCUCCUCUCCCCCACCUCGACACCUCUAUUCAACCCCGAAGUGGAGGAUAGCGACCUAGCCCUCCUCUCAACCCACUUCUGCACCCUCGGUACCCCAACCACCGAAUCCUGGCCCGAAUCCGCCUCCUUCCCACACUUCUCCCAUUUCAGCUUCGCGCACCAUGAAGGGAUUGGGAUUCGGGGAGCGAUGGGGGAGGGGGUGUGUGCGGAGGGUGUGGAUUUGGUGGGGAGGAUGGUUAGGUUUAGUCAGCGGGAGAGGAUGACGGCACAGGAGGCGACGAGGCAUCCGUUUUUUGGAGUGGAGGUGGGGUUGGGAUGCCGCCGGCAUCAACGUUAGGUUGAGUGGUGACGCGCGGUGGCGAGCUUCCGAGUCGUACGAGCGUCCGAGUUGAGAUACAGCUGGGCGUGUGGAGAUGUGGAUUGGUUGAUCUCACGGCGGGACAUAUAUCUGCCCUACACUAUGACACGAGCGUUGGAUAUGAUGAUACUGGGACACGUAUGAGCAGAUCUAGAUACGAGUUGAUGCUCCCUCGACACUGGCAUACUUAAAUAUACCCUCGAUAUCCUUUACCUUCCCCGUCCUCCCCUCUCCUCUUCCAAACGCCCAAACCCAACCAUCAUCUUGGGUAGCGAACCAUGAUCCUGGGAUACAUAUGAACAGAUCUGCGCCGGCGAGA
Saitoella complicata NRRL Y-17804 is the source of this 1415-nucleotide messenger RNA. RefSeq names its product kinase-like protein. Gene Ontology annotation, molecular function: cyclin-dependent protein serine/threonine kinase activity; ATP binding. The coding region runs from base 62 to 1075 and encodes 337 amino acids. The record is from RefSeq and is a predicted model, not a curated record. Gene Ontology annotation, cellular component: cytoplasm; nucleus. Gene Ontology annotation, biological process: protein phosphorylation. The transcript has a single exon. NCBI's taxonomy places the organism in Eukaryota, Fungi, Ascomycota, Saitoellomycetes, Saitoellales, Saitoellaceae.